Molecule: messenger RNA, 4430 nt
Organism: Osmerus eperlanus (European smelt)
Lineage: Eukaryota; Metazoa; Chordata; Actinopteri; Osmeriformes; Osmeridae
Product: PHD finger protein 12-like
Exons: 15
Coding region: 803-3700 (965 amino acids)
Biological process (GO): negative regulation of transcription by RNA polymerase II
Cellular component (GO): Sin3-type complex; nucleus
Molecular function (GO): protein binding; transcription corepressor activity
Source: RefSeq, a predicted model, not a curated record
UCUACGCAAAUGUGCGCGAGCUCCAUGGAGAGUCUGGAUCCAGCAGGACAGAGAUGCUCAGCUAGAAGGGCUAGCGCCGCUUCAAAACAACCAGCUGCAGCCUGCAGUUAGACGCUGCUUUGUGGUGGAAUACUACAGUAGGGUUCCAGGAUUGAGAGAAUUCAUGACAGGUACGCGAUUUUGCAUAGGUAGAGAAUAUUAUUAUCACAUUGUUCAAUAAUGGGAGGAAACAGAUAUGCGUCUGACGUUAGCUAGCUAGCCAGCUAGCUAGUUGCUGGCUAGCUACAAUAAUCAUUUGAGACGCGUACGAGGCACCAGCUUUAGCUAGCUAGCUAGCUAGAGAAAGGCUACUGCUAGGCCUUGAAGGGACAAACAUUAAAUAUCCUACAAUACAAUCUGUUUGAUUUACCAGCAAUACAACACUUUUGUCAUUCUCUAUUGUACGACUUGGGCAGCGUGGAAUUAUAUAUACAGUAUAAAAGAAGGAUUUUAAAUCGAGGACUUAAAGAAGAAAGGACUAUUCGUCUUUGAACUGGAAAUAAGGCACUGAAUCUAGCUAGUAGGCUAUCUAGUUAGCUUUAUAGCUAACGGUUUCUUGCUGCUGUACCGUACGGGCCUGAGAAACAGUCGAUUUGCAAGCUAGCAAACCCUUCUAACAAACUACAAACGUAUCGCAAAUGUUUUGGGGGGACUUCGUUGUUGGAAUUAAUCGUUGACAGUGCCGAAUUUCGAGUGGUAGUUUGGAAGGAUUUGUUCGGUAUCUAACGGGGGAGCUAGUAGCUUGCUCACAGAGGCUUUUUGAAUGUGGGAUAAAAUGGAGACCCCAACGAUUGUCUACGAUCUCGACACCUCUGGGGGGCUUAUGCAGCAAAUCCAAGCUUUGCUUGCACCUCCCAAGUCUGAAGACGGCGAAAAAAGGAGUCGUAAACCGGACAAAAAUGCUCGGAGGACCGGGAGAGCCACAAACCACGACACCUGUGACAGUUGCCGUGAAGGAGGCGACCUGCUCUGCUGUGAUCACUGUCCCGCUGCAUUUCACUUACAGUGCUGUAAUCCUCCUCUGAGCAAGGAGAUGCUGCCCCCAGGGGACUGGAUGUGUCAUCGCUGCUCCGUGCGUCGGAAGAAGCGUGAGCUUAAGAAGGAGCAUAUAAAUGGUUUGCUGGAGCGCAGCAGCUUGCAGCUCUCCAAACAGUCUCCGGCGUCCGAGCAGGACGUGUCGUCUGGGCCACUGCGUCUGGACCCGGCCGUGGGCCCGGGGCUGAGGGCGGCCGUGGCCCAAGUCCGUCUGCUGGAGCGGAGGCCGCUGAGCCGGCCCAACACCCCCACCUCCACAGCCUCCACCGACACGCCCACGCCCUCCGAGCAGAACGACAUGGAUGAGGACAUGCUGGACGUGGAGGAUGAAACGGUGUGCUCCGACCAGGAGAGCUCCACCCCCCACCUCAAAAGGCCCUUCGACCUCCUGAUCGCCGCGGCAAUGGAGAGGAACCCUACACAGUUCCAGCUGCCCAACGAGCUCACCUGCACCACAGCCCUCCCAGGAAGCAGCAAGAGGAGGAGAAGAGACGAGAUGAUGGGAAAGAACAUGAAACGCUCUCAGCAUGAACGUGACCACAGCGGUCUGGUGCCGCUGCCUGUGAAGGUGUGCUACCCCUGUGGCAGGAGCUGCAGGCUGGCUCCGUUGAUCCAGUGUGACUACUGUCCCCUGCUGUUCCACAUGGACUGCUUGGAGCCCCCGCUCACAGCCAUGCCUGUGGGGAAGUGGAUGUGCCCCAACCACAUAGAGCACCUGGUGCUGAAGCAGAGGAGCCUCACACUGAGCAGUCGCUGUCAGCUGUUUGACCAGUUCCAGGACAGGAUGUCCCAGCAUGCUGUCAAGGUGGACUUCCUGCAGAGGGUCCACCGCCUGCAUCCUCCUGUCCGCAGGGGAGGCCACGCCCACCUGAAGAGAACGCUUAAAGUACCUGACUCCAUCAAGUCCCAGUACAGGUCUCCCCCUGUCAUGAUCCCCCCCGCUGGGAUCCGCCACGGAGAGCUCAUCUGCACAGGUGUCCCAGAGGCCUCCCCCUCCCCGCACCCCUCCCAGCGGCUCCAGCCCUUCACCUGCAACGAGGAGCAGCAGGAGUGGCUGCGAGGCGUCAUCACCCUGCAGUGCAGCAUCAUGCAGCACCUCUCAGCCAGGCACAAGUCCUCACAGUGGGAGGCUGAUGUCAAACCUAGCGUCCCAGCGGGGGAGUGCGGGGCUGAGUGUAGCUCUGACAGGACAGCCCCAGGCCCCCAGGGGGCCCCUGCGGGGCUGAAACUCGGCUCAUGUCCCAGUAACGGCCCCGUGGACCAGCAGGCCAACGGGAGUCCCGAGGCCCAAUUCCCUCCAGCCUCCACCCAGUCCCCCCCGGCCUCCACCCAGUCCCCCCCGGCCUCCACCCAGUCCCCCCCGGCCUCCACCCAGUCCCCCAGCCCCCAGCAUCCCAGCCCCAGCCCCGCGUUACCCAACCACCUGGCCGUGGUUAAGACUGAGGCCCCGCCCAGACCUUGUUUAGGACCUGCCUCCAUCAGACCAGACCCCUGGACUCCCCACCCCCCAGACCCUCUCAGGGCCCCUGCCCAGACUGGGAGCACCAAGCUGGGCUCAGAUGGAAAGAUGGGUGUGGAUGUGGCAGAGCUCUCCGGGAGGGCCCCCCAGCCCCCCGGGCCCCAGCCCCCCGGGCCCCAGACCCCCGGGCCCCAGCCCCCCGGGCCCCAGCCCCCCGGGCCCCAGCCCCCCGGGCCCCAGACCCCCGGGCCCCAGCCCCCCGGGCCACAGCCCCUCUCCCUGGGGGACCUGUCCAGCUGCCUGAAGGCUGUCACAGAUGGGCAUGGAGAGAUCCAGAUGGGGAACUUGGAUGAGAAGUUCAUCCGCCUGCUGGCCUGGCAGCGGGUCCAGCAGCUGUUUGAGCCCAGAGCCUGGUCUCCUCAGAGCAACUACAUCAGCACCAGCCAGCCCGCCCAGACACAGGAGCAGCAGUCUGAAGCACACAAGGCCAUCCAGGCCAGGGCUGUGUUCUACCCUCUAGCAGGAACAGGAAGUGCGGUCAACAUGUGCUACAGGACCCUGCACAUGGGAACUGGUGCUGAUAUGGAUGUGUGCCUCACCAACUAUGGCCACUGUAAUUACUUGUCAGGAAAACAUGCUUGUAUCUUCUAUGAUGAGAACACCAAGCAGUAUGAGCUGCUGAACUACAGUGAGCACGGCACCACGGUGGACAACGUUCUCUACUCCUGCGACUUCUCAGAGAAGAUCCAGCCCAGCCCCUCCAGCAGCCUGGUGGCCAAGGUCCAGAGCAUCAUCAAGCGCUGCAGGAGGAGGGAGCAGCAGGGGGAGGCCACGGGAGAGGCUGUGGAGGCCACAGUGAUGAGCCAGGGCCCGGGAGAGGCUGUGGAGGCCCUGUGUGACUGCAGGUCCAGCAGUUGCAGCAUGGUGGGGGGCACGGGGGCGGGCUGGGGUGGCGCGGGGGCGGGCUGGGAGGGCACGGCCCUGCUCCACCACGGCAGCCUCAUCAAGAUGGGCUGCAUGCAGUUCCUCUUCAGCGUCACAGAGUUCGCCUGCCUGCCGCCCAAGGAGGAGAACCAGGCUGCUCUAGCCAGCCUCCACCCCAGUCCAGACAGAGGGCUCUGCCAAGCACCCCGCCCUGCUCUAUCAAGGGCCCGUGUUUCACCCUAACCCUGCCCCCACCCCCACUGCCAGUCCUGGUAGAAGUCCUAAAGUGUUUUUUAUUUUGUUAAAUGUUCAAACAUUUUGCUGAUAUGAAGUAUUUUUCAUGCUCAGAUUUUGUGGGCAAGUUGCACAUUGAAUUUUUUAUUUUUCCUCUUUGUAAAUGUUCAUCUUUCUGAAAUAUAUUUAAAUUGGCAUUUAAAAGGGAUUCUCUGUGGGAAUCAAGAUGACUUCACUGGAGCAACAACCCCACUAGACAGUCAUGAUGUGAGUAACUUGUUCUCUACUGUGCCAGUAAUAAUAGCAGAAACAUGCUCAUUCUGUUCAGAAAAUUUACUUUAUUUCUCCUGGCCAUUUUAGUUUGUGUACUGUAUAAAGACAAUGUAAUUGUGUUCAGAUGUUUUUGUUACCAUUGCAGGUAGCUCUAUAAUGAAACAUGCACACAUUCAUGUUCCUAUGUUUUAUAAACUAAUAUAAUUAUGUACAUGGUAAAUAAUCCCUUUUUCAACUACACUCAUGAUGGACAGCAUAGGAUUCUGUUUGACCAGACCUGUGAAGGUCCUUUGGUCGUUUUGACAUUUGAAUCUGUACUAUGCUUCUUGUGAAAUUUGUGCAGUACUCUUGAAAAGUAUUUGUCGUGUUUUUCAAUACUGUAGUCUACAUUGUAAAUACUGUGUUUUAGAGAAGUUCAUCUGAACAUUUUCACGUGCUAUGUAAAUAUAAAGCAACCUCAACAAUG